AUGAGGGAGCGAAGGCAGACUGGUUGUACUGGCAACAGCGAUGUGGCCAGUGAGGCACGAAGACGCCAGGAAGAUGAACGGCUGGUGCUGCAGUCGAUCUAUGGCGAUGACUUGGUCGAUGCUAUGCCAAAUGCCUGGAAGAUAUGGCGGCCGCUUGAUCUCAUAUUGCAUCUGAAGCCAGUUGGAUCAGCCAGCGUUACGAGCGGAAAAAUAUACGUUUCACUGGACCUUCACGUGAAAUGUCCAGCCACCUAUCCGUUAUCAGGAACUCCGUUGUUACUACUGGAAAAUGUGAAAGGCGUUGCACGAAAAGAUGUUGAAAAGCUGAAACAGACACUGGACAACAAAGCGAUGAUGCUUAGUGGCAAUGAAAUUAUCCUGGAGCUUUGCCAGAUAGUUCAGGAAUUUUUGUACGAACGAAAUAAACCUCCGGAAGGAUCAUUUUUCGAUGGUAUGUUGCAGUUGCAAGCAGCUUCUGAACAUGAACGCAAGAGACAACGCGUGAAGUCGGAGCAGAGGGCAGUGGAAGAUGUUAUAGAAUUCCAGAAGAAGCAAGAAGAGAACUUGAUGUGGAGGAAAGUGGAGGAGAGCCCAGCAGCUGUGACAGCUUCGUCGUCUUUGGAUGACGCCGCCUGUCCCCGAAUAUUCCUUCUUCCACAAACGUUGAAUUUUGAAAAGGGUUGCGGCUUUUUCUUUGGUCUCCAGGAUCGUGAACUUUUCAUCUCUGAAUGGACUUUUAUUGCAUCAGCAAAAAGUGCGCUGCAUUCUUUCAAAGCUUUCAUUGCAAGCCUGAAUGAGCUGGAGGCAAAAAUGCGACUUAUCUCACAAAUUACGAUUUCUCAACCAGCGUUAUAUUCGUACGAAUUACUUUCUGUGCAGAGGAACAAGUUAACCCCUUCAGAAGUGAAUGUUCGGAUUAUUUUUGGCCAAAAUAUCAAUGCAAGUGAUAAAAAUUUGCCAUCCCAAAUUGAUAUAUUUGAGACAGAUAUGAUGCUCCUGGUUCGCCUAGCUACCCAGCUUUUGAACGGCCUUCAAUUGUUGCACGACAACAGCAUUGCCCAUCUGAGCCUGGAUCUUCGCUCUGUGUGGCUUACAACCAAACGAAACUUUCGUCUUUCUGAUUAUUUUUUAAGGUAG
Molecule: messenger RNA, 1137 nt
Organism: Gongylonema pulchrum
Lineage: Eukaryota; Metazoa; Nematoda; Chromadorea; Rhabditida; Gongylonematidae
Source: the annotation of a GenBank genome assembly